Molecule: messenger RNA, 2518 nt
Organism: Cicer arietinum (chickpea)
Lineage: Eukaryota; Viridiplantae; Streptophyta; Magnoliopsida; Fabales; Fabaceae
Source: RefSeq, a predicted model, not a curated record
CACCCACCGGGAAAGCUGAUGAUUUUUUGCUAAAAGAAAAAGAAAAAGAAAAAAACGCGAGUGUGGAGUGUAAAAAUCUACUGUGGCACCUUUCUCUCUCACUCACUCCGGUGACGUUGAAAACCCUAAUGGACGAUACUCAAAAAUUAUACCACACACUCUCCACCGCAACCACCACCACCACCACCGCUGAAGAUCCAAUUUUAAAAGACACUACCACUCUCUGCGAAACCCUCUUCAACAAACUCAACGCCAAGUUCCUUAAAUUCUUCACCGCUCUACCUCAGCGCGAUCACGAAGCUGAUACAUGCUCUCUUCCGCAUCUACAUUCACAAUUGUGGCCUCUUGUUGAAGAUCUUUCUCUCAUUCUUCGCUGCUCUCUCGUUGUUCUUACGCUUCCCUACUCCGACCCGAAGUUCCUCCUCAACAAGUGCCGCUUCAUUCUUCGCAUCCUCAAGUCGUUCCUCACCGUAGAUGUCACUCGACUCCAUGGAACCACCGUGUUUCGAUUUCGAAACUUCGUCUCUGAUGUUCACAUGGACCUUUCGGAUUCUUGCCGUCCUUUUCUGUGUGCUGUGCUUGAGGUAUUUGCAGAUGAAUUUUUAAGACAUCGAUCAUUGAGAAGAUAUCUUAUGACUGCUGAUUCAGCAGCUUCCAACUGUGAAAGGAUUUUUGUGUGCCAAUUCAGACAUGGUGAUAUUGUCUGUGUCCUGGAGGUGAUAUCUGCACAUUUUAUCCUGUCGCUUUCUAAUGAGAAAGCAUUUGAGAAUUUCAUCACCAGAUUAUGUUUACAUUGUGACAAAGAUUUUAGAUUUCCUGAACUUGGACUUGCACCUGCCCUGGCAUUGCUGCUUGACCCUGUUCUGCAUUCUGCACCGAAGAUGUUCCAGGCAUAUGUAAUUUCAUUGGUUUCUGAAGCCAUUGGUUCUGGCUUAUCUUCAGAGAAUUUGGCUCCAGACAUGGGCUUCUACUUAAUGGCAUUUCAGAAAUCUUUCAUCUUGUACUCUAUGCACGUGUCUAGCUUGCAAAUGGAUAAUUUUUACAUCAAAUUGAAUUGUGCCUAUAAUGCACACCUGUUUGAGAGAGGUCAUCCAACUUUUGAAUCUUAUAUCCAGGAAGGGACAAGUAACAGAUUAAAUCAAGUCGUAUCAGAAUCAAAGAAUUCAUUGGACUCUUAUCAAUGUAAAAUGUCAUCCAAAACAAAAGCCUGUCUUUUGGAAGAGUACAUUGGCUAUAUGAAUGGGAGGAAGAACAUAUUUGCUGAUUCAUGCCGGGAUAAGGCUGUCUCAAUCUUAGAUUACAUAAUCCAUCAAACUUGCUUUCAAGUUGCAGCUGGAGAUGUUAUAAAGCAAAAUACUAGUGCCGUAGAUACUUAUUUUCUUGCAUCCAUAUUGAAGUUAAUGAGUGUUUCGCUGCUACUAGCAAUUAAGUGUCUAAGUAAUAGUGGAGAUUCAAGUUGUCUGAAAACCAUGGGAAGUUCCUCUGUGCGUGAUAAAUAUGAUUUCUUGGUCAGCAUCAUCAACCCUUUUCAACAAUUUAAAUUCUGUUUACCCAUUCAGACUUCGAUGUACAAUAUGAUGAAUAGUCAGCAAUCAAAUUACAAAGUCUCAAAGUCAAUGCUUGUGUACUUUUCCGGCCUGCUAUCUUUAAGCGUUUACAAUGGCUUUCAUGUGUUAGCAAAGGGGUGUAUAUCUGUAAUUAUGGCAUUGAUGUUUAUGUUUAUUUUUGAAGACGGAGACUUAGUUGCCUUAGGGUCCUUCAGGAGUCUGCCAUUACAACCCUGCUCAUCUGAAAUUUCGUCAUAUAAGAAUGGAGAGGAGGUUGCAAAUAAACAAAGUAUCUGUAAAGUUGCAGCAGAGUUUCAUAGAAUUCAAACACGUAUUUUAAGAACGGAUUCCAUCACCCCUUGUAACUCAGUAGAGGAUGGAACAGAGGAGAUCUGUAAUGGGGAAUUGUUUCUUGAUUGCAUAUUACCCAAAAAAGUAUCCGAUUAUGCUGAACUUGCUGACUUCCUUGAGUGUACGAAGGGUAAAGAUUAUUCCAACUGGUUGAAUAACCGCCAAAAAUACAGAAAAUGGAAGUAUCAGAGAAUAAUAGAUUCAAGGAAGACUAAGAAGGAAAAAGUGUGGAAGUCUUUGAUGAGUUGGAAAAUUGGCAAGUCUGAUUCUUUGAAGCAUCAUAAAAUUCAUAAGCGUUUGAAGCGUAGGUGAUAUAAUGGGUCUGAUUCUCAAUGUGUCCCUAUGUCUGUAUAGAUUUUUGACAUAUAAGCAUUUGGUUCAAAUAUGUAUACUUUAUGGCCAGGUAGAAUGUAGAUUCGAUUUGAAAGGAGUAUAUUUUCCUUUUUGGUACAGAAGUCCAGUACAUAACACUAAUUAUUCCACUGUAAAUAUAUUAGAAGAGUCGUGGAGGAUAAGAGAUUACAUUAACAUUUUAAGUUAAUUUUGCAUGUAAAUCUAUAAAUUUGAAGAGAAAUCAGCCGCAUAUAUUUCAAAUAAACAACUAUACAAGUUUGUGCUGU